This is a messenger RNA of Chara braunii, 4887 nucleotides long. The record is from the annotation of a GenBank genome assembly. Lineage: Eukaryota; Viridiplantae; Streptophyta; Charophyceae; Charales; Characeae.
CGUAGGAGCAGGAGAGCAGCAGCUGCAGCAGACGAUGAAGAAGAAGAACAAGAAGAAAAUGGGGUCUACGGAGGUGUCACGGCAUAAGUUGAGCAUCUUUGAGUGGACAGAAGAUACAAAGGAACAUAUCGAGCUCAUUCGGAAAGCUAAGUUUCGGGUAGGAGUGCCGAAAAUAAUGGAUGGCGGAGCAUCGGACGCUCUGGCGCACUCACUGCUGACAGAUUUGCACGGUGCUUGCGCCCAUCUCUCGGAAAUGCUGUAUCAGAAAGACACACACUUCAUCCUUGAGUUGAUUCAGAAUGCGGAAGACAAUACCUACCCGGACGAUGAACGACCAUCACUGAUGUUUGUCUUAGGAGAGGGCGAUCCAACGGUCGAAGGGGGAGCAGAGGUCGAUCAUCAGAGCCCAAGAACAAUAAACAACAACUCCAUGUGCCAACUGACGUUGGCCGUCUACAACAACGAGUUGGGGUUUCAAAGAGAGAAUGUGGAGGCUCUGUGUGGAAUUGCGAAGUCGACGAAGAAGAACAAGGAGUUUGGCUACAUCGGAGAGAAAGGUAUAGGAUUUAAGAGUGUAUUUGUGGUCUGCAAACGCCCUUGUAUUUUGAGCGGGGGAUAUCGGUUCGGCUUUGACGAGUCCCCGGAUUUGGAUGCUGGCAUUGGCUACAUUGUCCCGACAUGGCUCGAUGAGAAUACGGCAAAUGCCUCUCAGCUGCGCAAGUUCUAUUUGCAAGACGCAUUUCGAACAGCAAUCCUAUUACCGCUUAAGCCAGAGAAAGGGAAGCAUGUCUGGAACCAACUGUGGGAAAUUGCUCCAGAGACGAUGCUUUUCCUCAGAAAGCUGCAACUCUUAGUGAUUUACGAUUUGGUUAACGGAAGUUUCACUGCAUUUGACAGGAAGCUUGACAAGAAAACCGGCGUGGUGGAAUUGAAAAGAAACACAGUUGCAACAAAAGAUUCUGUGCGGUAUUGGCUAUACCAAGCUGUAUUCGAUGUGCCGUCGCAGAUUGUCGAGGAGAAGAGGGUUGGCAUUACUAAAUGGACAAUCUUCGUAGCUUUUCCAUUUUGCAAAAGUGGGAACACAGGCGAAGAUGCACAUGAUGUCUUCGCUUUCCUGCCUACAGAGGUUAGAAGUGGCUGGCCUUUUCUGAUCAAUGCGGACUUCUUGCUCAUUGCAUCACGUGAGGCGAUCCUGUUCGAUAGACCGUGGAACGUGGGGCUGCUGCAAUGUAUGCCAAUAGCCUUUGUAGAGGGGUACUUGGAUUUACAGAGAAGAGAAAGGUCAUGCGUUUCGACUCUUGCGUCUAAGCAAUACGACGUCUUGCGGUUUGUGCCACUGCAUACUGUCAGCAAAGGUUUGGAAAGUGUGAGGAAACAGAUGAUUGCUUGUCUUAGGUCGCAUGAAGUUAUCCCUGUGUCAAAGUUGUUUAAAGAAGGAGAGAAUGCAGCCGCAGGAGCUUCAAGGGUGUCUCCGUCUGCGUUCGGUCGGAGCUCUCGAAGCAGCAGCUCUGGUACACCUUCGUUGACAUCGGGUAGAAACUCAGCUCCGCUGGAAAAUGCAGGAACAGCUGACAUGGGAGGCAGCAUGCAGAAAGGGAGGGGUGAGAACCUGGGGGCAAACACGGCAGAUGAGGUGUUCGCAUGGUGUAACCCGAAGUAUGCGAGGAUGGCUGAUCCUAUCUUUGUUGAAUUCUUGUGGAGGGUGAAGAACGCAGGGUACCCCAUUCCUUUUUGGUUUGGUACGAGAAAGGAAAGGGGUGGCCGGAGUUCUGCGCCUUCCACAAGCGGGAAAGAAGGGGGAUUGAAGUGGAGGAUGUAUCUUGUUGAUGAAGACGCUCAGCAGAGGUAUUAUUUCCAGCUUGUGGAGUUGGGAGUGCAGUCUAUGAGCAAAAAGUGUUAUUGGGACUGUGUGGGACUCGGUGACUGGUGUGAAAACCUCAGUGAUGGUCUCUAUGUGGAGCUGCUUGCGGUUUUUGCAAACGGCCAGUUUUCGGGAAAGGAGGACAUGGCGCAGAACGGGGUUAAACUUCUCCGCGUGGAUGGGGAAGAAAAACUGUCUGAAUCGACAAGUGAAAGACCUGUAUAUCUGCCACCUGUUGAGCGGGAUGACUGGUUGACCACGUGCAUCGAACAGCUGCAGACAGUAGCGCCAGUGCGGCUCUUUUCGAAGAGAGUGUACAAGACUCUUUGCUGCUCCUCUUCAGGCUUGUCCAUUGUUGGCAUGCUGCAAAAGUUCUUGAAUGUGAAAAGACUCACUGCGGAGAGCUAUGCGUCCCAGGUCUUUCAAGCUUCACUUCAGCUAGCGGACCCAGAGAAAGUUCUUUUGGUCACCGACUUCUUCCGCAAUGCCCUUGAACGGUACGCAUUGCCUGUGCCAACCACCAUUACUCGGCUCUCGAUGAUUCCUGUACUAGAAGAAAAUGGCCGCAUCAUUCUUCGGGGAGCGAUGCACUGGCGGCAGGGUUCUGGAUUGGUUCCCACACCAGUAAAUUCCAUGCCAGUGCUCAUGCCUCAGUCUAUUAGCAGGUGGCCAGCUCUGCUGGCAGGUGAAACCAGUUGGGAGGGAAAGGUAAUCAAGCUGUCUAAAGCAUACUUGCGGAACUCUGCCCCCCAAUUUCAUGGAAGUGGGGGGCAGCAGGUUCAUCACGAGUUACAAGACCUUCGCAGCAAACGUGAGGAUUUCAUCAAAAGGUAUUUGAGAGCUGUGGAUCUUUUCAGUCUUGAACCAUCAAGUGACGCGGGAUUGCAAAUCCUUUACCGUUCCCCGCCUGAAGGCCUCCCUGCCAAGAAGGCCAAGAUACUGAUUGAGUGGCUCGGAUACCUGGUUGUGAAAUAUGGUCUGACUUGCGGGAUCUCAAGAGGGAGUCUAAAAGUUAUCGUCUUCCUCCGUUUUGGCAGGCCAUCCACCAGUGUUCCUGGGUGCCAACAUCAUGUGGGGGCCGGAGACCUGUUGAGGCGUGGCUUCCUCCCAAACGAAAGUGCCAGAUGGUGCGAGCCAUCGGACUGUGUGUGGGAGGACGAGGAUGGCUUGUUCGCUGACAGCUUACCAGUACUCAAGGGCGUGUAUGCAAACGAGAUGCAGCAAUGGUUCAAACAGAUAGGUGUGCAUGCACAGCCGACGGUUGACCACUGCCUUCAGAUCUGGCUGGACCGGACUCAACACCACAGAGCUAGGGAGGAUGCAUCUUAUGUGGACACCAACUUCGCAGGAAAAGUCUGGGGCCUGAUUGCUCGAUCGGCCAACGAGGCUCAGAAGUCCAAGGUCUGGGCAGUGUUCUUGAAGACAGCAAUGCUCCCAGUUGCCGUAAGGGCAGGUGAAAGUGAUGAUGGUUGUGAUGGCUCUGCUGGAGGCAGGCAGGUUAAUAAGCAGACAUCGUCUGCAGCUGCAGCUGCAGCUGCUGGACGUUCAAGGCUUCGGCUGGGCAAACCGAGCAGGUUGUUUAUCCCUGAUGAUUUGCUGCUGGAGAAGGUCUUUGUUGAUUGCGAUCCCACUCUGCCAUUGGUCUGGCUUCCAGACACUGCCAAUCCGCAGGAGUUACACAUGCUAUUCCACCUGUGCACGGCCAUGGGGGCACAUUUGUUGAGUGAAGCGAGCACGACCAAAGUGUUCCGAAAAGGAAAGAGCUUACCGCUCCCUCUGCCGUCCAAUCUUCACGUUGAGCUACAAACAGGUCAUAGCGCUCCGGAGCCGGUGCUUGGAGAUCCUCUUUUCACUGCAGUGUUGGGAUGUUGGUACUUGCCAGGGGUGAUGGAUCAGUACGAUCGGGAAGAGUAUCGUACAGUCGCACGGAAUGGAUUCGCUGAGCGCAUUGCAGAAUUAGCCCAGGCUGUGUCAGGUGGCGUUCUCCCUUCGCAUCAUAAAGAUUUGGUGAAGAAAUGUGCAGAAUUCUUGCGAAGCUUUCUGUUGCCUCGCCUGCUGACCAUGGAGGCAGUGGAAUACUUGCUUAGGCAAAACAACAUUCGGUUGUCAAAGGUGGAUCGUCAAUUCAUUCAAGAUGCGAAGGUGUCACCAACGAUAAAUCAGAAAGAUACACAAAUGGAUGAGAACACUGGUGCAGCUAAUGGCAAUGCAAGUGAUGAAGAGGGAAUGAUGGCGGAUGGACACGGGGAUGGAGAUGUGGUCGUCAAUGCCAUUACGAUUCCAUUGCCAUUAUCCGCUGCUGGCAAUUCGGGUGCAGAAUAUUACUCGGAUGCCUCUGCUGCUGAGCCUAAAACUGUGCAGGAAACCAUAAUUGAGGUCAUGGAGGGAGAACUCAACCCCAUGGCAUCACCUUCAACAAUAAGGGAAAUGGAACAGGGACAGUGGAAUGCUGGCCACCGUGGCCGGCAUUCUGGAAGCACGCAGUCCUCAGGCUGUCCAAUGGAGAGCGUUGCCGUACCUUCUGCAGGGGUCAGAGGAGAGAAGAAAACGCCACAGUCAGGUGCGCAAGUCAAGACGAGAGACGAGCUCGCCACGAGCAGAGCCGAUGCGAUUAUGGAGGUCGCAACUUCUCAAGAAGAGGGUGCGCCCUCUGCACCUGUUGUUGUGGAGUCGGUCAGGAGGAGAAAAUAUGCUAACUUAAGAGGAGUAUAUGACUUCCCAAGAAGGGUCUUGCUUCUGUUACCACUUCUUUCUCAGGACUUCUAUAACUUUGCCGCCAUCGCUGCAACUCUAGCUCCCGGCUUUGGCUCGGCGCCCUGCUGUACAGCAGAGCAUGACCGGCCUGUGGCCGCCGAGUUCGCCCAGGGGACACGAAAGUGGAAGGACCGCUGCUGUCUUUUCAACUGCGCGCCGAGUCCUGUGCAGUCGAGUUAUGGGAUAGGUGCAGUGAUUGUGAAAAUAAAAUAAAAAAAAUGUAAAGAAAAAAUAAUAAAAGAAGAAAAGAAAAAUGAAAACAAAACGCUGUG